AUGCCGAAACCAAGUCGCAAGCUCAAGCCUCAGAGCUCACGAGCUUCAUCCCAACCGCCGCCACCUCGUGCAGCGUCAUUCAAUCCCUCUAUCCCUUCAACUCCCAUCUCUGGAAAUAUGCCCUCCUCGCAGGUAUCAAAGAAGCGUUCCCUCGAGGAAGAUAACGAACGUGUCUUCGAAACACCACCUCGUGCAAACAAAAGACUCGCGAUAAGCAGUGAGGGACAACGAACACCAACCAGAUCCAUUCAACUCUCAGAAGCUAGUUCUCCGCACACACCGUUCGACAUUUCAUCUGGUGAAAGCUCCGAUUCCGACUGUAAGAUCCAGAAAGUACAGCCAUCGCCAAGCCCGAAGCGCAAGCUUGUCGCCGCCAGUCCACGAGCUCGCCCUGCUAAGAAAGCGAAAGUUGAAAACCAACCCGCCACUCAACAGGGCUUCGCUUCUAUUAAAGCGUCUGCCCUUGCCACUGCUACAGCAUCGUCUAAGCCAAAAAAGACAGUCGCUCGUCGGCGUCAAACAGCUUUUGUGCCCCCUCAUCCAGCUCUAUCCAGCCUGACAUCGAGCACUACCGCAGACUUAAGCCACAGCAGCUCUGUGCCACCCAAGCGCACCCCUACCAAAGAAACACAACAGAAACAAAACACCCCCCGUGAAAGCGUUGCCCCCCAAAGUGGCGACGAGUCCGAUUGCUUCAUCGAGAAAGUUUUACCUUCUCCUAAGAGACGCCAGCAGCUCAUCCAGCAAAAGGCAAAUGUCAAACGACGACGAGUAGGCGACUCAGUCGACACUCCCGUCUUUCUCGAUGCAGAGUAUGCAGACGAGAAUAACGAUUCGGACUGUCAAGUUGUCAAGGUUCAGCCGUCCCCUGUGCAAAGCCUUCAAAUCGAUCUCACUCAGGAGUCUUCUUCAGAUAGUUCUGACUUUUCGGAAGACGAGACAAUCACAAGCGCACAACCAGUUCCACCUACUCCAGUAGAGGAUAGUUCUGAUACCCAGAAGCAACCUCAACCGUCCUCUGAAGGUGAUCAUGAUGAUAACCUUGACCUUCUGAUAAGCUACUGCGAUAAUUACGAGGCCAAUAUUAACAAGCGAACACUGCCAUCCUCCGAUGAAAGCAGUGUAUCUCCCGACUGUGAUCUCACGUUCUUAACCGCACCCGAAUGUCCAUACGACGAUUCUUCAGCAAGGGAAAUCAAGCAGGAAUCCCAUAGCGACAGUGUACUGAAGUCCAUCAAGCAAGAAAGCAGCUUGAGACAAGUCUCAUCUUGUGAAGAAGAUAGCGACGAGGAACAUGACGAGGACCUCAAGUUCAUAAAGCUGGAGAGUACUCCAACCUCCAGGAAGCUGUUCGCAGUCAGACGAGACGAGCCCUCCGGCGACGAUAGCGAGGAAGAAUACCAGGGGCCCGACCUUGGUGAAGACGAGAUCCAUCACGAUACCGAUGAGGACAAAGCUGAAUCUACCACAUCCACACCUAUCUCAUACAACUCCAGUCCUACUGGCAUCGAGGGCUUCACAUCAUCACCGCCUGUGUCAUAUCAGCUCCCGCUAGAAAUCGUCUCUCCGAAAGUCGCCACUCCAUUGCUUGGUGAUAAUGACUCAACCAUGAGUAUGAAAGAUAUGCCUGGGAGCAUGAAGACCCAUCCCGCUCGCUCGGUGUACAACCCUGAAAAACGCCUUUCAUCGUUGGCUUAUGAACUUCAGCCGGUUUAUAGUGGCGAGAAGCUUUUACUGAGCCACACUCCUGGUACACCAUCACCUUUCCGCCCCCAUCAUCGAGAUGCGCUUAUCGGCCUCAAAGGGAUUCUCAAGAGAUCUGUCGGACAACGAGGGCACGAUAGUGACAACGAGACGGUGUACUCCCCCUUUCCUGACAUCUCUCCACUCUCUGGAGAUGAAUACCUGGUUUCGUCACCCAGCGAACGAAAUGAGCCUGGGACCAAGAACACCUCGUAUGAGAGGCUAUCACCCCUUGCUGGCACUCCCAACAAAACAUUGACAUUGUCGGAUUUGCGAUCGAAGAACUGGGUGUCGCCUCCGCCUAAAAGCAUCAAUCGACCUGCAACCCCCCUUCCCAAAGGAUCUAAAUGGCUUCAACAAAAGAAAGAUAUGACACGUCUAGCAGUUAUUGCAGACGAUACUGCUGCAACUGACGCGGCCUCUGAUCAAGGGACGCCCUCCAAAGUCCGCAGCAAGCGACCCGUUCGCACCACCCGAAAGCCUAUCAAGACGGAGGAACAAAGUACGACAGAUCUGGAAGAGUCUGAAGAUGAAAUACAGAAAAGACUUGAAGAGCAACAAUUGAAGCCAGUCGUGAACAGCAACUGGACCAAGCCUCCUAACAAAGAGAUGAAGCCUCAAGUUAUUCGAGAUGGUGUUUCAGAGCACGCCAUCAAGCCCACAGUCGCUCUGUUCAAGAAGAAGGUGGCCACUGGCGAGGUGCUUAUCCACAAGAACGACAGCUCGAACCAAAAGUACUGCUGGGACGUCGACUGGAGUGUCCCUGCAUCGUUAACCGAACGUGAGGCACACGCCGUAGCCGCGGAACUGGAACGUAGGGGUAUCAAGACCGACACGCAAUACAGCAACUUUUGGUACAAUCUUACAAUGAAGUGCUCAAAGCUAGUCGGCUCACCAGUCCCACUGUUCACGGCAAAGAAAAAGGCUCUCGACAUCUUUGUCAAAGAAGCAAUGCGAAAUCAUGAGUUCAAAAAAGGAGCCGACCACCGAAAGGCCAUGAAAGCGCAAAAGAAGAAGCUGAAGCGCGAGAAAAAGAACAGACUGCUUCAAGGAGUGGAAGCAUUUCUCAUCCCAGGCGACACAGAUAACGAGAGCGAGUCUGAGGACUCCGAUUCCGACGGAGAAGAUCUGAUCGCCAAGAUGCAUGCAGAUGCAGUGAAGCAUCAAAAGUUAUCUACAGGGGGAACAAGCUGUGGACGUCGAAGGAAUUCAGAAGCGAUCGACAUACGAUGA
Molecule: messenger RNA, 2976 nt
Organism: Fusarium sp. VM40
Lineage: Eukaryota; Fungi; Ascomycota; Sordariomycetes; Hypocreales; Nectriaceae
Source: the annotation of a GenBank genome assembly